Messenger RNA from Durusdinium trenchii, 564 nucleotides. The record is from the annotation of a GenBank genome assembly. Lineage: Eukaryota; Dinophyceae; Suessiales; Symbiodiniaceae.
AUGGUGAGAGGAACGCCACUGUCCAUAAAUGGGCUUUGGCCAGCCUUGCGUGUUACAGUUGAUCCGGGAAGGAGCAUUGCGGACCGUGAGCUGGUGCUGGCAGCUGUGCAGCAGGACGGGGCGGCCUUGGCCUUUGCCUCUGAAGAGCUGAGGGAAGAGAAGGAGGUGGUGCUCCAAGCAGUUCACCAGACAGGGUCGGCCUUGGCCUUUGCCGCGCCGGCCCUGAAAGCCGACCGAGAGGCACACGGAGCUGCCAUGGCCGCCGCACGGGAAGAGUGGCCGGUGGCCAUGGCUGGAGGGCUUGUGGAAGCAAUUGCUCGUGAUUUUGUGGUUUGGGCAGCAGUCCAGGAAUCUGGCUUGGCUUUGGAGCAUGCUGCCGAUGAGUUGCGUGAUGACGAAGACCUCGUCUUUGUGGCGGUCGCCACCGGCGCCGCACUCCGCUUUGCCUCGCCGCGGCUGCGCGCGCAGCGGCGCAUGGUGUGCCAAGCGCUGCGGGCGGACGAGGCGGCGCUCGCCUGGGCUUCGGAGGUGCCGGGCCGGGCUUUUGCAUCGCUUGGGGCUUGA